AUGGCAAUGGAAGAACCCAACAGGAAGAACUGUAAAUACUUCCCAGGCAAUGGGACAGACUUGAAGGUGGGAAAAGGCACAAACUUUGGAGAGAAGAGCAGAGAUGAGGAAAGAUGGUCAGUGGCAGCAGAUACUGAGAGGCUAAAGAUGACUUUGAAGAGCAAUGUUGACUAUAGAAAAACAGCAGACGGAUUGAAUGAUGCUCCAUUGCCUCCUAGAGGACAGCCCAUUGGCACAGAAACCCGGCUCCAGGCACUGGAAACGGCCAGUUAUUCCCCAGAUUGCAUGUUUAAAGUGGUGUUUGUGGGCAACUCUGGUGUUGGGAAGACUUCCUUCAUCCACCGCUUUUGCUAUGACAGGUUCUUGGCAGACCUCAACGCAACCAUUGGUAUUGAUUACCAGGUGAAGAGUCUGAUGGUGGAUAACACCCAGGUUGCCUUACAGCUUUGGGAUACAGCUGGACAAGAGAGGUUUCGGAGCAUUACCAAGCAAUAUUUCCGGAAGGCAGAUGGGAUUCUGGUGAUGUACGACAUUACGGCUGAGUGCUCCUUCAUGGCAGUGCGGAACUGGAUGAGCAGUGUCCAGGAAGGUAUUGAGGAUGGAGCUGUGAUCUUUCUGCUUGGAAAUAAAACAGAUGCUGUUCCAAGAGGGGCCCGGAGUGUGCCCAAGGUGGAGGGAGAAAGGCUGGCAAAGGAAUACAAGGCUGUCUUCUAUGAGUGCAGUGCGAUGACUGGCUAUAACAUCGUGGAGCCCAUGCUGCACAUGGCCAGGUUACUGACAGCACAGGAAGACAGGCAGAGGGAGACUGCCCUGCAGCUUGAAGCUGUCAGCAGGAGGAAAGGGUGCUGCACCUAAGGCACAAGACCAAUGUGGCUCUGAAGGAACCCAGAGGUUAUCAGUUGUCUGUCCCUGCUGGUGGUAAGUACAGGAGGUUUAGAAAAGCUGAUCAAGAACCCUCAUUCUGAGGGCAGUACAAGAGCAAUUCAUCCUGUUUUGUUUAUUUUUCCUCUUCAAAGCAGCCAGAGUUUGGAUCAUCAGGGAUGGCAGUGCAGAGAAGAGAACUCGGGGAGAUGUUUCCUGAAUGUCUGGGGACAAUGUAGUGCUUUCAGAGAGCACGCACUGUAACCUUAUGUCUGUAUUUCUAGAACUAGACGUAUAUUUAAUAAUAUCUCAAGCACCCUUCUCACUGGAGUUAGAAAUUUGGUUGUUCUUAAUCCCUGUGCCAUGGCUCAUUUCCAGCUGAAUUGGAUACUUUUGUAUGUUACAGAACUAGAACUCUCUGCAUCUUCAACCAGAGAAAUUAUUACUCAUUUCCCCUUCUAUAAACUGAUGGUACAGUAGGUACUUCAUUUUAGAUUCUUUUUUUUUUAGCAGAGACAAAGUAGACUUUUGUUUAAACCAUGAUAGGGUGGCACAGAAUUUGAGCAGGUUGCACUUAGACAACAGUAAGCACCAGAGUGGGUGUUACAUGGAUGGGACAAGGAUCUUUCAUUGUCUCUCCAAAGAAUAUUUCAGUUUCUGGUUAGAAAACCUAGACACAUUCAGUCUAGAGGAGCAUAUUGCUGGUAUUUGAACCUUUCUGAUAAAAGAUCCAAACUCAUCUAGGAACCACUUUUCACAAAAUUCCUUAUUUUAUCAAAUCCACCUAUUUUUUUUGUCAGAAUCUCUCCUGCUUUCAAAUGGCAGCCUUGGGAGCCACCAUCCUCUGUGAGCAACUGCAGGAAACUGCAGCAUAAAUAAGCAGAUAAUGGUGGUAUCCUGAGAUGGUAGGAGACCUAAGACAGAAUGCAGAAAUAAUUCUACCUGGAGGCUUGCUUAUUCCUGCACUGUGUUGGCUGCAGUUUUUGGUGGACAGGUGGCUCUUUGCACAUAACUUGUAAGGCAUUCUGAAAUCAUACCACAAAAAAGCACUCCUCUUACAGCCUGGCAAAUGUAUCCUGGCACAUGUCACAAUGCAGCUGGGUAUGCAAUCAGAGCCAGAGGCAGAGGAGAAGAAACAGCUGCUCUAAUAGGCAGCCAGAGUCCCCCAAAACUUCACGCUGAGGCAAAGGGAACCCACUCUGCCUUUAGUUUCACUUUUCUCGUGUUAACAUGUUAUAGAUAAGCCUAACAGGAUGAGCCUGACAGCAUCUUUCUGAAAAAAGUUAGAAUGAUGUUGUUUAAAACUUUCCUACAGGACAAAUGCAGGAAUCCCAAAGGCUUGGGAUGUUUCUUCCCUUCUGCCUGUAAUUGUGAUGAAUAAGGUAUCGGGGAAAAAACAUCCAGCUUGUCAAAUAAUAGGAUUACUAGCAUUACUAGAAAAAUCCUCACUUAGAAUCAGGAUCCUUGUUUAUUCUCUAUUCUCCUUGCUGCAGUCACGUGCACUUGAACACACUGGAGACAUGACCGUGUUCAUGUCUCAUACCUGCUUCACGUGCCUCCCUCUCAGGACGGAGGCCCAGACAACCGUAUGGUAGAGCCGGGGUGCACGGACAGCACAGAGCUCACUGGCGAAGGCUCGUGUCAUCCCUCAGCAAUUACACACACGAGUCCAGCUCUUCGUGGGAUUUCUGGGAGUGCCCGCUGCUCCUUCCAGGGCAGCUUGUUCCUGUGACACCGCUGGCACCUCAAAGGCAUGCUGGGGUACAGCUGCUUGCGCAGAUACACUGGCUACUGUGGCACGACUUGGGUUUCUUUAUUCCAGCAGCCUGAGCUCUAAGGAAUGUUUUCCACUUAUACACAUUUAAUCAGUUCCUGCCAUGGUGGUCAUGCAGUCUCUCCUGGAUUCUUUUCUGUCCUGUUACUGUUUUCUAUUCAUGUCUUUUUCAUGCACUUUUGACUUGGUUAAUCACUUUUUCCACAUAUACUGAAUAAGUACCUAUGCUCUGGUUAUAAACAGACCUUGUGUUCAGUUCAUGAUAAAUAUCUUUAACACUCUGUUUUGAUAUCUCCUGGUCCAUAUAUCUCUCCAGUAGAUCUAUAGUACUGCAGUUCUGAACUCUUAGCUCUUUGAGCCACUGUCAUUCUGCUUAUUACUUAUCUAGCUGCUUAUGAGUCACAUUCAUAGUUAGUUGCACACUACAAGAAGCGAGCCCCAGAUUCUUCACGCCUGCGAGGCAUGCUUUGUGUGUUCAUUAAGCCAAGCAGUUUAAUAAGGCCCUGCAGACUCUGGAGUAGCUUUAUGCCUUUUCUUAGUCCACUAGUACUGACCAGGUAGAAUUAGUAUUUUCAAAGUAAAGGCUAUGUAUCUAAGUGUUUACAGAAGUUACAUUCGUGCAGUUCUGGGUACAGGUGGUGGCAGUGGGUCCUGCAGGUGAGCAGGCAGCAACCAAAGAACACAUUCAAAGGGCAAAGUGUUGCUGAAACGGCCUGUUGUGUCAUUUCCUGAAUGAUGUGACCAGGCCGCUGGGUCCAUGACUGCUCCAGUAAUUAGCUGGGAGGAACAGGGUCUUGUGGUAUACAUCACCUCUGCCUUCCCGGCAAGGCCCACGGAUGCCACAUAGACAGCAGUACUGUCUAGCUGUGCCCAUUUGCUGACCUAGAUCUGCCGAGGUGGGAGGUUGUGGUCUCUCCUGUUUGUACGUGAAAUCCCUGGACACGGGAAGAAGGCAGCCAAGUACAGCUGCACUAGGCCCUGCCAACGAGGGUUUGGGCACUGGGUUGGGACAUUUUUUUUUUUUUUUUGUUCCUGGCCCUGCCACAGGCUUUCUGUGGGAAUCGGAGUAAACCUUUAGACAUCAAAGUGUGACUAGUCACUUGAGUCCCCUCUUUUCAAUCACUUGGCUCUUCAAGGACUCUAAGCUAAAACCCAGUUAGGUUCCCAGAGGGCUGAGGAAACAGAAGUAGAUUUAUUUCCUCCUUGUAGUCCUUUUCUUUCAUAAUGCUGCUUAUACUUAAAUGAAGCUUUUAUGCUUGUUUCCACUUCAUACCUAGAUUUUUCUUGCUCCUUCCAGUUUUGUAUGAAAAGGGCUCUUCUCUGCUGCUUUUGGCCUAACUUGGCGCCUAUUCUUUUGAAAAUGUUUCUUUUCUCAGCCUUUCUGGGGCUGCAGUGCCCUCUCUGGUUCCUUGUAAA
This is a messenger RNA of Rhea pennata, 4051 nucleotides long. Its product is annotated as EF-hand calcium-binding domain-containing protein 4B-like. The record is from RefSeq and is a predicted model, not a curated record. Bases 1 to 855 code for a protein of 284 amino acids. Gene Ontology annotation, biological process: vesicle-mediated transport. Gene Ontology annotation, molecular function: GTP binding; GTPase activity. NCBI's taxonomy places the organism in Eukaryota, Metazoa, Chordata, Aves, Rheiformes, Rheidae. The transcript is spliced from 8 exons.